This is a messenger RNA of Andrographis paniculata, 961 nucleotides long. RefSeq names its product flowering-promoting factor 1-like protein 3. Bases 267 to 596 code for a protein of 109 amino acids. The transcript has a single exon. Gene Ontology annotation, biological process: regulation of flower development. The record is from RefSeq and is a predicted model, not a curated record. Lineage: Eukaryota; Viridiplantae; Streptophyta; Magnoliopsida; Lamiales; Acanthaceae.
CUUUAUUUAUUUAUUUUUCACCAUUUUAUCAUCCUCCUCCUCCUCCCCUUCCUCCAACAUAUAUAUAUAUACAUAACCCCACCAUAUAUAUCUAUAUACCUCCAAGAAGCUUAGCUACUACCACUACACAUAAUCUUUGAUCUCCCUCUUACAACCUUAAAACUAACUAACCUCUAUUACAUAUAUAUAUAUAUAUAUACACAGAUACAUCUUAUCUUAUCUUAUCUGAUCUUAUCUUAGAUAAAUAUAUAAAUAUAGAUAUAGAUAUGGCCGGCGUGUGGAUGUUCAACAACGGCGUGGUCCGGUUGGUGGAGGGAGAGUGCCCCCGGCGGCGGAAGGUCCUAAUCCACGUGGCGUCGGGGGAGGUUAUUACAUCAUACUCGGUUUUGGAGAGAAUCUUGUUGUCCCUUGGAUGGGAAAGGUACUAUAAUGUCGACUACGAUGAUCAUGAUCAUGACCCUAACCUCAUCCAAUUCCACAAGGCCUCCACCAUUCACCUCAUCUCCCUCCCUAGGGACUUCAACAAGUUCAAGUCCAUUCAUAUGUACGAUAUCGUCGUCAAGAAUCGCAACGAGUUCGAAGUUAGAGACAUCUAAUUAAUUAAUUUGAUAUAACAAAAAUAAUUAACUAUUAUAUAAUUUGAGUUUAUGUAUGCAGUUGCUUUUGACUUGUUUUGGUGAAUAAAUUAAGUGUAUAUAGAGAUGGAAGUAAGGGUAAGGUUGCAAUGAUCAUAAUAUAAAUGUAUAUAUACUCCGUUUAUCAAAAUUUAUUUUCGCUUUUUUUUUUUUUUUUUUUUAACUGUCAUGAAAUAAUAUAUAUAUAUAUUUUCUUUUUAGUAAAGAAAAUGGAGUAUAUUUUUUCUUAUUUUUUAAGAUAAUCAUUAAUUAUUCUCGUUAGAACAUGUGUCAUAUAUUUGAUCGAGCACAACAUUAUUAUAUGACGGGGUGUAUUAUUUUUUUUA